Messenger RNA from Cephus cinctus (wheat stem sawfly), 1630 nucleotides. Its product is annotated as ancient ubiquitous protein 1. Bases 181 to 1368 code for a protein of 395 amino acids. The record is from RefSeq and is a predicted model, not a curated record. The transcript is spliced from 3 exons. Gene Ontology annotation, cellular component: membrane. Gene Ontology annotation, molecular function: ubiquitin binding. NCBI's taxonomy places the organism in Eukaryota, Metazoa, Arthropoda, Insecta, Hymenoptera, Cephidae.
GGUCGUAGAAAAGGAAAAUCUGUACAAAUUAAAAGGAUCGCACGUAAACUGGGUUAAUAAAAAGGUGAAACCAUCGACUUCUGCAGUGAAUUUAUUAAAGGAGGGAAGCGUCCAGUGCUUUGAGAGGAUUCGAGAUAUUGAACGUUCGUUGCCAAAUGUAACAGAUGUUUUUUGUGAGAAAUGUCACAAAUUGAUAUUAAGGAUUUAUUCGACGAGAGCAGGUUUCCCAGUGGGUGGAGACUCGUGUCUUUGCUUCUAUAUUCUCCAGUGGGUCUGGUUCUUGUUUUCCUACGUUUCUUAGUUGGGCUUCAACUCUGGCUACUUGCCUCGGUCUUACCAGACUGUGAUGCACUCCGUACAAUCCUCAACCAUGGUCUUGCGUUUGUUUUUGGCAUUCUUGUGAAGAUCGAUCCAAAGGGUGAGAUCCCAGACAAACAAACAAGAAUUAUCAUAGCGAAUAAUAUCUCUGCUCUCGAUCAUUUUGCAUUACGCAAAGGGGCGUGCACGCUCACGCCAAGUCUCUGGGAUUUGCCAAGCGCCCUCAGCAAUGCAUUGGGAUUACAAGACAUGAACAUGAGCAGUAAGGAUGCCCUGAUAGCCAACAUAAAGGAAUUCCUUGCAUCGUCAGAAUGGAACAUAGCUCUCCAGCCUGAGUUUGGCUCAACCAAUUCUCGAGUGGCUCUACUGAAGUUUAAUUCAUGGCCUUUCAGCAUAGAACCCUCAGUCCAACCUGUAGUAAUAACUACAAGAAGGCCAGAAUUCUCAGACAUACGUCUUACGUCAGUCGCAUCCACCUGGUGGACCGAUGUCUUCUGGUUCAUGUUCGUACCGUAUACUAUGUUCAAUCUGCGUUACCUCAAAGUUAAAAGAAACUCAAAUCAGGAAGUCCUUGCCCGAAACGUUGAGACAGACAUAGCAGAGGCAUUGCACCUUUCGACAAGCAAUUACACAGUAUCAGACAAAACCGAAUUCGAAAAACGUUAUGUCCUGGAGAAGACGCAAAGUCGAGCUAUUCAAAGUAGAGUCUCGACGAAUCCUCAGCCGAUGGCGAGUAUUGAGAUGCAAAGAAUGGCUAGACAAGUCAGUGAAGUGCUUCCAUUGGUUCCCCACAACGUGAUACUCAGAGAUCUUUUGAAAACAAGAAACGUCGACGUUACAAUUGCCAAUAUUCUUGACGGCAUCGUUACUUACACACCAGAACCCACAGCACCAGCUCCAUCCUCAUCAUCCAACAUAAGCAAAGUUAAUGUAACGCUGACAAAGGAUGGUAAUGGUACAGGAAGUCUUACCUUCCAGCAAAGGAAAGCGAAGAUGAUAGCGGAAGCCAGAGAAAGGUAUAUUCUAAAGCACGGACUUGGCAAUUGCUGACACUCUUAUCAGCCGCGUGUCUUGCGACUGUAUCGUUAUAAUUGAAGAAAGAAAGAAACAACAACCAUUGUAUAAUGAAUCUUGCGCUGUAUAUGUAUUUACUACUAAGUUCAGUAAAUACAAUUUUAUUUCUAAAAUAUAAUCUUAAUUGUACGAAACGCCCCGUUUCUUUUGUAAUACUUUGGAAGACUGUAUUUGGAAGACUAAUUGCACUCUAUGCGAGUUUCAUAUAUUUUUAAUAAUAAUUACAUCAUGCAUUAGA